AUGCCGCCCAGGAAGAAGGGAGCGAGCGUGGCCUCUGCGGCGGCCAAGAGGAGGCAGACCUUGUCGGCGAAGAGGGCCGUGGCCAAGAGGCUUCAAGGAUCCCAGGAGACACCGGACGACGAACAAGCAGGGGAGACGUCUGCCGCCGUCCCGGUCGAAUGCGGAGAUCUCGCCUCUGAGACGGGGGAGGAUGCCACCACUUCGAGAGAAGAGGCCCCUUGGUCGGUGAAGAUGGAAGCGGAGGAGGACCUCCACGCUGCUGACGUUUCAGGGCCCUCGCUGGAAGGUCGGUAUAAUGAGGCGGCGGCGGCAGAGAACGGUGAAGAGGCUGCGGUGUUGGACGGGGAAGAUGGGCUCCCGUCUUCCACCGCUGCCGCAACUGCCACGCUGCCGCUGGCUCCAAACUCCCUCCUUGCAAUUUCCCGCGGUGUGGACGAUCUCCGUGGAUUAUCCACAGCCCUCUCCAGCUUCACCAACUGUUGGGACGACCUGUGUAACUACCUCGGCUACAUCCAGGCCGCCAUGGACGCCCUUGCACGGGGGCUUGAUGCGCAUUCCGUGCGUCCCGCAUCAUCAGUUGGGGAACUGUAUCCGGUAGGGGAAAAGUUCGAAAUUGAAACAGAGAAGAAGAAGGGUGAGACCUGGGAAAAUACAAACUCAGUAGUGGACCUGAAGUCUAUAUGUGAGAGAAUGUUGGGAAGGAAUCUGAGGCGGUAUGUAGUGGCCCACCUGUCGGAGGUAGACCGGCUCCGGGAGGAGGUGCCCAAGGCCCUUCAGCUUUCCCCCGACCCAGCGAAACUUGUGUUGAGUUGCAUGGGCCGGUUUUAUCUCCAAGGGAGCAGAGCCUAUGGGGAUCCCAAUUCACCGAUGGUGGGUGUCCGACGGGCAUGCAUCUUGGUGCUUGAGUUUUUUCUCCUCUCUGGCUGCGCCUGUUCCAACGCCGUUCACCUGUUGUCCUCUUCAUCUCGUGCCUCCAUGGCCGACUCUGAGCGUCUCCAGGCUGCGGAAGGAAGCGAGCCGUCCAUUUCUGUCAGGGAGGAGGCCAAGGUGGCAGCAAUCGCUUGGAAGAACCGGCUUCUCGCUGAGGGUGGUGUUACUUUGGCAAGUGCGGUCGACGCCCUUGGCCUGGCUCUCUUUGUUGCCUCAUUCGGCAUCCCAUCAGAAUUUGACAGUGAGAUCAUUUACGAUCUAUUCCGGAUGUGUAACAUGAAGAAGAAGGCAGACAUUCUCCUCCGGUCAGGAAUCGUUGUGGAGAAGUUGCCUGGUAUUUUCUGUUCCUUUUUGAUUCAUCUUGUGCAUAUUUCAUUAAUCUUUAGGUACAAAAAAGCUGAAACAUGCAAUGAUCUGUGGAUGCCUUUUAAUAAUAUCUCCGGCCCUUUAUUCGACAGGUGUUUGCUAAUGAACUUCAUAAGCCGUCCUUUUUUGGUUUACAUUUUUGAACUUUUAUUUAUCCUUUUCUUGUAUUGCUCAGAUUGUAUGUCGUCUUUCUGAAGGGAUAAGAAGCACCAUAGAAAAUUGAACCCACCUUUGGUAUUUAUCAUGUUUGUAAUGAACAAAGAAUUAUUAUUAUAGUUCAACAUAUUCCUUUCUACAAUCUCUCCUCUAAUGCCUCUUCUUCAUCAGCUGAGCAGUACUACAUUUUAUAGCCCAUCGUAGGGACUCAGAACAACAACUUCAUGCAUCACGUUGCCGUGAAAAGAGUCUCAUGCAAUUUUUGGCGCUACCACAUACUCAGUCAAACAUCUUAUCUGAUAAAAAGUGUUGCCUUCAUGAGAUACACCCCUUCUUCCUCUCCUUUCAAAUUGCCCAGAUACUCACAUCGAGGACAGUCACAAGAAAUUUUGAACCCCCUUUCCACGUCCAAUGAUAUGUCUCCCUUAAACAUAUGCCACCCGUCAUUUUUUUUCAUUAUACUGGUAUAAAUAAUUUACAUUGUAUAAUUAUGUGGCUAUGUACAUUUUUAACAUUGUAGAUGUGGUUAGGAUAUGGUAUUCAAUGCACGGCCUUGAUUCUUCGUGCUUGAAUCUGCCCAAGUCUGAUAUUUUGUGCAACUAAUGACAACAAUAUCUGGAAAUAAGGGACUACCAGUGGAAGUGGUUUUCUAUUUAUCAACUUUCUUGCAUCAUUUUGGAAGGAGGAUCUGCCCUAAUUGUUUGGCCAGGUGUCUCCAAGUGUCUCAAUUCUCUUGCUUUUUUGAAACAUGGGCUUAUGUGCAUUGAUCAAACAUUCAUUGAAUCAAGGAGAGCUCUCCAUGUGCUUUAUGGGCACAUGGGACGCACUUUCAAGGGACAACAUUCAUUCUCUGCACACCCUGAACACAUAUUCGAAGCUGGUUUUGCUUUUUGAUAAGGGUCAAAGAGACAUAAUUUCGGGGAAAGAUUAUGUCUCAAUUGUAUAAUUGGAAGGCUCCAACGAAUGAGCUGAUUGAUUUUCUGCCUCUGCGGUUUCAUUAUUUUAAUCUAGGUGUUCUUUGUCCUGUGUCAUGUUCUGUAUACCACGUACUAUCUUUCAAUCAGCGAUGCUAAAAAAACUCAACCUUGAAUUACUUUUUUUGUUUCGUUUCAAAAAGCAUUAUUUUACAUCUUUCAUCUUUUCAUAUUGGGAUAUUUCUUUCUGUUUGACAUGUAAAACAUCAAUUUUUUAGUCGUGUUUUCGUUAUCGUGCAGUAGUCACCGUAGGCAAAAAAUAAAAUAUAGUAGAUCAGUUAUGCAAAUAUCAAAUUUAUGAAGUCUGAAUAAAUUAAACUUUUAAGAACACAUGUGGAGUGCUUUGCUCUCAGUCUAUUUGCCAUCUGGUGUCUCGAAGGAUUGGAGAAAACCAAGAAAUAACAGUGCGUGGUGUCUUUCACAAGCAUCGAAAUCCUCUGUGAGAUCAAACAAUCCAUUGUCUUCAGUCAUACUGUACGUACGAUAGCUCUGCUGUGGCUGGGUUGUCAUAGAGGAUGCCUCCUGCUGUUGCUCAGGAUUAUCUCUUAUAGCUUUUGGGGCCUAUUUCUUCGCUCAAGAUUUCUCUGACUUACUGAAUGGAAGAAAAAUGCAGAUUAGUCCCAACCAAGAUGGAAAUAUGCUCCUUUGAUUGUAGGUUCAUACCACACUGGAUCAGACAAGACACAACUAAUAUUCAUUCUCAUAAUGGGAACGGAUACUUUGGGUGAAUGUAUAUAGGUAUUAUAUUAUUUCGGGUCCCUGCAUCAUAAUGUUUUAUUGCUGCUUUAUUUAUGAUUUUCUUCAUUUCUCUUUCCUUUUUUCUUUACAUUUCUACAAUUUUCCUUGAAUAUGUUUCGGCUGUGGAAAAUUUUACUGAGAAGAUUAUGCUUUGUCCCAAUUUCCGAGGACUACCUUAGUCAACUGGAAUAUUGCAGUUUCUAUUCUCCUAUACUUUUCCAUCUUCGUGGUCUGUAUAAAGUUUUGUAGUUGUACUAUGCUUUCUCGUUGUUAUCUGGGCCUGUUAUUGGUGCAUCUUUUGGGCCCCAGAGCUAUUUACAAUUAGCCAAUUAAGAAUUCUCAGCUGAUUAUGGGUAAAGCAUAGGCUUAUUCUGCUAAAGGAAUUUACAGCCAAGAGACUUUAGUUUGAUAUAGAAUUAUGUAAUCUCAUUGAAAUCGCCUGAAAGUCAGCGUUAAACGGAAAAUAUGAACCGAAUUUUUCGGAUCAGUUAGGGAAAACUGUUUACUUGGGGGUGCGUUUGAUAAAAAAGACAACUGAAGGGUGUGAUCAUUAUUCUCAAGACGUGAGACGUGCACAUCUUGUUCCUCUCUUAGAACAUACGUGCUGUAUUGAGUAUUUUCUACCAUGUCUAAGUGUUUAAGAAGCGCUGGAGUUGUGGGUUUUGUAAGCAAUGUGUAAAGCUCCAGGCUCUGGUGUUUAGUCUCAUACAAUAACAUUUACAAAACCAUAUAUGAGAUGUACAAAAAAAAAACAGCCCAGCGCUUGUAUUGAAAUAAAACCACAUUAGCUUCAUUCUCAAAAGCCAAGAACUUGGAAUUAUUCUGAGACCCUUCCUGAUGUAUCGGAAAAAUUUAACCAAUGCAUUGGUUUUGGGAGGAUUUUCCACAGAAUAUACGCUGUUGUUCUAUUUCUAUCUGGACUUUCAUUGCAAUGUUGACUUUUAUGGUCUGGAUUGGCAGUAUUUGUCAAUUGUUCAUUUUGUGAUUUAGCUGUCCUCUAUCAUCUACCAUGUAUUGAACCAAUGUUUGGCCAUUUUCCGUUAUAUCUUGUUUUAAUUGUAGGGGCUCGAAAUAUCCCUGAUCUUUUAGCUCUGGUAUAUGUUAAUUUUUCCAUCAAAUGUUGAAUAAUUUUUCGGAGGUGGUUGUCUGUUUGGGGCAACAUAUUGAUAGCCUGUAAUUGUGGCAUAGCCUGUGACUAUCGAUAAAGGAAGAUAAUCUCAACUUAUGUCAAAAUGUCCUUCGUUUGACAUGGAUAGGCUGAUGAUAAGUGGUGGUAGCACAUACAGGCACCAUUUAGGGGUGUUUUUACAUAUGAAUUAUUCAGGGUGUCUUGCAGUUUUGUAAGCUUCCACGAGGUGCUGAUACAGGCACCAUUUUUCUUUCUCUUUUCAUUUUUUAAGAAACCUAUUGAUUUUUGGUGCUGCUGUGCAGAUAUCGUUCAAGAUUUGGUGCAAAAAGAGAAAUACAUAGCAGCUGCUGACCUUGUUUGUGGCUUUGGUCUCCAAGAGAAGCAUCUUCCUCUAGAUUUGAUAUCAUCUUUUUUGAUCAAAACCAAUACAGAUGCAAAUGAGGAAAGAAGAGAGGGACAAUCUUCAAUGAGAUCACUGGUAUGUGCCUAAUUUAUGGUACGGUUUUAUUUCAUUUCGAAGCCGAAAUUUGCAAAUAAUCAUCUGUCCAGAAGAUGUCUUUUGAACUUGUUCGCUGUCCACCUUUUGUGGUGUUUCACUAAAUGUAGUUGAAUUCAGGCUCUUGUGAAAUUAACAUGUCGAAUUUUGACCUUUCCCAUAGAACUCUUUUAUCCUAUCCUUUAUAUUCUAUGCCUAUUUUAUUUAUUUUUUUCUGAUGAUUUUGAUUCUCUGGGAGGGAGAGAGAUAUGUGGGAUUGGCCUCAAGGGUUUUUAUUUUAUCGAAAUGGUAGUCAGAAUUUCUCAGACUAACAUGGUGCUGGCUAUCUUUCUGUGUAGAAGGAUUUGAUGUGCUUUUUCUGAUAUUAUACUUGUACAUGCUUUUUUUUGUUUUCAAGUCUCUAAUGAAUUGUUUGAUACUACCCACCUCAGAAAAUGGAAAAUAUAAAGUAAUAUUAUUUAAUUCAAUACGAGAGAUUAUUGAAAGUAAGAUUAUCUAAUCCAGCCAGCAGCCUAGGCUGUUCAUGGCUUAUAGUGGUCUGCAUCGAAGGUACUAUUUAUGAUGGUGAGAGGCGUUCCCCGCUUGCAUCUUCUUAAUAUUUAUCAUGUUAGUGGGUGACGAAAUCGCUUCUCCUGAAUUUCUAUUAUGAGUAUGACCGCAAGGGAACUUUUUGUCCUGGAUUUCUUUGUAUGAAUUGGUUGAAAAUUUUUGAGCAGCCGUCUCAAUUUGUCAGUGUUGGACACAGUUAAAUGCGCUAAGUUCUUCACGAUUUUGAACAAAAAGUGCAUGAUGCUUGAACGCCGGAAUUAGAAACUUUUUCAACAAGUGAGAGACGCGCGAUCACACGACUAUUUACUCACAAAAAGCCCAUGAUGUUAGUUAUCUUUGAAUUUAUCUAUCUCCACACACGGCUAUUUUACAUGUAUGUUCAUGUCUGUUUGCCUGUGUAGCAGGAUUCUCGCUUCUUUUUCCUCAUGUAUUGUUUCCAACCGCUCCUCUCGUCACAUGCCCAUGUCAGCCCUUGACCCUUGUGUCUAUAUCCUCUGGAUCGCCGCCACCUGUCUGAGCCAUGGCUAAGAUGUACUGGGUCUAUAAGCCACCAGCGUUAGGCUCUUAUUGCAUAUGUUUGACCGUCCCCAGCAUGGCUGACUGGUGAGACUUUGGGUCAACCGUCCCUGGAUCUCUCACCUACUUUCUGUGCAUUUAGAGUCUGUUGACGUUGCCACCAUCAUCUGCUGCAUGUAAUGGAGAUGUUCCCUCCGAAGAGUGAAGAUCUAGGCGCAAUUGCCUAGUUUUUAGGCGGUCAAGAUGCAUUAUUGUGCAAAUUAAGUACCCGUCGUAGUUUAAAAUCUUUUGGACUCUCUUAUAUUUUGAUUAUAUCGCUCAUUUUCUAUACCUUUUUAUUUUAUCUUUAUGUUCUAUGACAGAGAGAGACGACUGCGAACCAGCUGGCUGCGUACAAGUCCGUAGUCAAAUGCCUGGAGGAGCACAAGCUCGACGCGUCGUCCCUUGCCAAUUUCAGGAUCGAAGGGAACAUCUCAAAGCUGGAGAGAGAGCUUGUGAAGCUCGAGAAGAAGUUGAGAGAGAAGAUGGUGAAGAGGAAGGCCGAGGGGUUGGAGCAGGUGGGCGAGAUGAAGGCGACCCCUCAGAUGAUGAAGCGGCAGUUCCUGGCCCCAGUGGAGCUGCCCCCCAACCGAGCCCCGACUCUCCCCCAGGACCACGGCAUGGGCUUGCCCAUCAUGCCCAGUGACCUGUACGACGGCUUCAGCAACAGAGGGGUCGACACUACCUUUGGCUCCACAGCGGGCUUCUACAGUGGAGGAGGAGGUGGUGGAUACUCGUCAAUCGGGGGAGGAAACGGCAUCCAGUCGUACCAUCAAAGGUGGUAUCCUGGAGGAGCAUCCGGGGACAACCACCUCGGGCACGAGUAUGCAGGUAGGUUGGGGGGGCCCUCGGCGCACAGAGGCCCGACGGCGCCGCCGCUGCCCCCACAACGGCAACUGGCGGAUCCGUUGCUGCUGGCCUCGUCAUCACCUGGAAUGAUGGGAAGCCGAGCCGGCGGCUCCAGCAUUUAUGGAUUUGGCGACAACUUUGUGGAGAACGAGCUGUACUAUCGCACAGCCAGAAGCAGCGGUCAGUCGAAUCCCACGGCUGGAUACCACCCCUCGCCCUACUGAUCAGCUUCGACGUUGUUGACUAA
Messenger RNA from Spirodela intermedia, 6989 nucleotides. Lineage: Eukaryota; Viridiplantae; Streptophyta; Magnoliopsida; Alismatales; Araceae. The record is from the annotation of a GenBank genome assembly.